Molecule: messenger RNA, 4420 nt
Organism: Zingiber officinale
Lineage: Eukaryota; Viridiplantae; Streptophyta; Magnoliopsida; Zingiberales; Zingiberaceae
Product: ABC transporter G family member 45-like
Exons: 22
Coding region: 63-4085 (1340 amino acids)
Cellular component (GO): membrane
Molecular function (GO): ATP hydrolysis activity; ABC-type transporter activity; ATP binding
Source: RefSeq, a predicted model, not a curated record
UGCAUGCAUGCUCUCUUUGAGGAUCUGCAAGAGAUUAUAUAGAGUAAGGAAAGAGAGGAUCCAUGGAAGAAUCACAAGGCUUUUCGAUUACCUGUGAGGAGCAUGAAGAGCUCGUAACCAGGUUGAAGGAUUGGAGAAGAAGGUCGGGGAUCAAAGCUCCAAAGAUUGAAGUCAGGUUCGAGCAUUUGUCAGUGGAGACCGAGGUCCAUGCUUCGGGGAGAGUUCUUCCCACCCUUCCGAAUGUCAUCAUCAACACUGCUCAGGAACUUCUGGGAUGGCUAAAAGUGUAUGAUACAAAAAGGAGGCAUGUCAAAGUGCUGAGUGAUUUGAAAGGAAUUGUAAAGCCAUCUAGGAUGACACUUGUGUUAGGAUCUCCAGGUUCGGGAAAGUCAACGUUUUUGAGAGCACUUUCUGGGAAACUAGAUCCUAGUUUAAAAGUCACAGGGAAAGUCACAUACAAUGGGCAAAAGAUGAACCACUACAUCUCACAAAGGAUGUGUGCAUAUGUUAGCCAACUUGACGCCCAUCAAGCUGAGAUGACAGUGAAGGAGACCCUGGAGUUCUCUAAGAAGCUGUUAAAUGCCGGAGAUGAAAAAGAGAUGCUUAAAAUGAGCACAGGAGAGACACAAGCAAGCAUCAAAAAAGAGACAAAUACCUAUGCCACGGAAACUGAGUUUUCAAAAGAUGAAGGGGAUUUCGUAGUCAACUACAUUCUGAAGGUACUUGGCUUGGAUGAGUGUGCAAACAUAAUAAUAGGUGAUCAGAUGAGAAGGGGAAUAUCCGGAGGACAAAAGAAAAGAGUCACUAUUGGUGAAAUGCUAGUAGGACUAGCACAAUGUUUUUUCAUGGAUGACAUUUCCACAGGGCUUGAUAGCUCCACUACCUUUCGUAUUCUCAAGUUUCUGCAGCAGCUUACACAUGGUUUGGAUUUCACCAUGGUUAUAUCUUUGCUUCAGCCUACUCAAGAGACAUUUGAUCUAUUUGAUGACAUAAUCCUUUUAUGUGAGGGAAAAAUUGCUUACCAAGGACCAAGAGAACAUGUCCUUAAAUAUUUUGAAUGGAUGGGCUUCAAAUGUCCUGACAGAAAGAACGUUGCAGACUUCCUGCAAGAGAUAAUAUCAAAGAUGGAUCAAUCACAAUACUGGACAGGUAGCAAAAGUACUUAUCAGUACAUAUCCGUACAAAAAUUUUCAGAAUGCUUCAGAUCUUCCAGCUUUGGCCAGCAACUCCAAGAAGACUUGCAAAAGCCAUUUAACAUUGACGAGGGUGAUCAAAUUAUCAAACUAAACCAGAUGUAUAGCGUCCCAAAGUGGGAGAUAUUCAAGGCCAGCUUCUCAAGGGAAAAGCUACUAAUGAAAAGAAAUUCUCCAUUUCACAUAUUCAAGGCCAUACAAAUCAUCUUGCUGGCAUUUAUCACUAUGACAAUUUUCCUCCGAACAACAAUGAAACAUCAGACAGUAAUGGAUGGUUAUCAUUAUCUCGGAGCAAUAUUUGGUGGAGUGGUGAUGGUAAAAUUCAAUGGUAUGACAGAAUUGCAAAUUAUCAUCAGAAGACUUCCUAUCUAUUACAAGCAGAGGGAAGUACUAUUUCUGCCAGGAUGGGCUUUCCUUUUACCUAUUACAAUCCUCAGCCUCCCAGCCUCAUUUGUUGAAGCAGGUCUAUGGACAAGUCUGACAUACUAUGUAAUUGGCUUUGCACCAUCAGCAAUUAGAUUCUUGCAACAGUUCUUGGCAUUAUUUUGUGUGCAUCAGAUGUCGAUGUCACUUUUCCGCUUUAUAGCGGUUAUCGGAAGAACACAGCUGAUGGCUAACACACUAGGGACAGCCACUUUAGUGGCUGUCUACAUUCUAGGAGGUUUUGUCAUAUCCAAAGAUGCUAUUCAAUCAUGGUUGGUCUGGGGCUAUUGGUUAUCACCUUUGACAUAUGGUCAGAAUGCUGUAGCAAUCAAUGAAUUUCUUGAUCAAAGAUGGAGUACGAAAAUUGACAAUGGAGGAAGCAACGAGGAUACAGUUGGAAAGACCAUUCUGAGACAAAGAGGGAUGUUAACAGAGUGGCACUGGUACUGGUACUCUGUAGCGAUAUUGCUUGCAUUUGCUCUGGUUUUCAACAUUCUCAGCAUUGUUGCACUUGAAUACCUACGAGCUCCAUUGAGAAGUCGAUCCAACAUACGUAUGGCGCCUACAGAUUUCAAGAAGGUUAAUGCAGAUGACGCCCAAGAAUUAACAGCUGAAGCAACACACCAGAGAAGGAUGUCUCUACCAUUUCAACCUCUGACCGUAGCAUUCAAAAAUAUUAAUUAUUAUGUAGACAUGCCUAAGCAACUGAAGCAAGCUGGAGUGAAGCAGGAUAAGCUUCAGUUGCUACGGCAAGUCUCUGGAGUCUUCAGGCCUGGAGUACUAACUGCACUAAUGGGAGUGACAGGUGCUGGAAAGACUACAUUACUAGAUGUUUUAGCAGGAAGAAAAACAGCAGGGUACAUUGAAGGAAGCAUCAAGAUAUCAGGAUAUCCUAAAAAGCAGGAAACAUUUGCCAGGAUUUCAGGAUAUUGUGAACAAUCAGAUACUCACUCUCCUUGUCUAACCGUUCUAGAAUCUUUAUGGUACUCAGCACGGCUUCGUCUUCCAUCAGACAUAGACACAUACACAAGAAGUCUAUUCAUAGAUGAAGUUAUGGAACUGGUUGAGCUAAAGGAACUGAAGAAUGCAAUGGUAGGUUUACCAGGAGUAAAUGGCCUUGCCGCAGAAGAGCGCAAACGUCUAACAAUUGCAGUGGAGUUAGUUUCAAGCCCUUCUAUCAUAUUCAUGGAUGAACCCACAACAGGUUUAGAUGCUAGAGCUGCAGCAAUUGUCAUGAGAACAGUUAGAAAGGCAGCUGACACUGGGCGAACAAUUGUCUGCACAAUCCAUCAACCAAGCAUUGAGAUAUUUGAAGCUUUUGAUGAGUUACUUCUAAUGAAAAGAGGAGGGCAGCUUAUAUACAGUGGACCUUUGGGAAAUUUAUCGAAGAACAUGAGACAAUACUUUGAAGCUAUUCCAGGAGUACCCAUGAUUAUAGAUGGUCAAAAUCCUGCAACAUGGAUGUUAAAUGUCACUUCUCCUGCCAUGGAGUAUAAGCUUGGCAUAGAUUUUGGAACUAUAUAUCGCAAUUCAUCACUUCACAAAGACAACAUUAACCUGGUUGAUGAGUUGAGUGAAAGACAGACUAACACAGAAGACCUUCACUUCAAAUCCAAAUAUACACAAAGUUUUUCAUCUCAGUGUAUAUCCUGCCUGUGGAAACAACAUAGAUCUUACUGGAAGAAUCCAGAGCAUAAUGUAGUUCGUUUCAUCAUCACAUUCUCAGUAUCACUUCUAUUUGGUUUAGUAUUCUUUAAAAUUGGCUCUAGAAGAGACACACAGCAAGAUAUUUUCAACAUUCUAGGAGCAAUGUAUGGUUCAGCACUGUUUAUUGGGUUCGCAAAUGCUAGUGUAGUACAGCCUAUUGUGGAAAGGGAGAGGAUUGUAUUUUACCGUGAAAAGGCAGCUGGGAUGUAUUCUUCUUUGCCAUAUGCCAUAGCUCAGGUGGCCAUUGAGAUUCCUUACGUUGUGAGCCAAGCUUUAAUUUUCUCAGCCAUUGUUUAUCCAAUGAUUGGAUUCCCAUUUACAGUGGCAAACUUCUCCUGGUUCAUUCUGUUCUUGGUCUUGAGUUUUAUCUAUUUUGUUCUCUUUGGAAUGAUGACAAUCUCACUAACACCAAACCAAGAAAUAGCAGCGCUUCUCUCUUUUUUCCUCUUUGUUACGUGGAAUAUCUUCUCCGGAUUCUUCAUUCCUCAAAAGAUGAUACCAAUUUGGUGGAGAUGGUAUUAUUGGGCUAAUCCUGCUGCAUGGACUGUUUAUGGUCUAAUGGUUACACAGCUAGGUGACGGUGAUGAUAGUUUGGAAAUUAUGGGCGGGAUCAAGAUGAUGGUGAAGGAGUUUCUCAAGCAAUAUUUUGGGGUACAAGAGAGCUAUCUUCCACUCAUUGUGUCCCUACACUUUGCAAUAAUUGUGUUAUUUAUGUUUGUAUUUGGGUUCAGCAUCAAGUAUCUGAAUUUUCAGAGAAGAUAGCUAAACUGUAUGUUUUGUACAACCAAGAUUUAAUUUCAAUCAACUCCAGAUAAACGAAGACAUGGAGUUGGUUUAUACAAAAUAGCAUAUGACAGUUAGUGAUAGCCUCAACCUGUAUUACAACCCUCAAUUGUUCAUAUCACUGGGGCAAAUUGUAACAUCUACAGCAUGUUGUUGAAUAAAAUCAAGCUUUAUAUGGAGUAGAUACAAGAAAUAGAGAAAGCAAUCAUUUUUGCAUUUAUCAGAUUGGCAAGCCAUUUACAUAUCCAAAUAGCCUCUUAAGGACAUUAUCCUUAGAAUAAGUCAUUAGCUUUAUUAUAAAUUUUCUCUUUCAA